This is a messenger RNA of Lagenorhynchus albirostris (white-beaked dolphin), 1668 nucleotides long. It is a transcript of the gene ERGIC2, whose product is annotated as ERGIC and golgi 2. The transcript has 14 exons. Gene Ontology annotation, biological process: retrograde vesicle-mediated transport, Golgi to endoplasmic reticulum; endoplasmic reticulum to Golgi vesicle-mediated transport. The coding region runs from base 101 to 1234 and encodes 377 amino acids. The record is from RefSeq and is a predicted model, not a curated record. NCBI's taxonomy places the organism in Eukaryota, Metazoa, Chordata, Mammalia, Artiodactyla, Delphinidae. Gene Ontology annotation, cellular component: endoplasmic reticulum; COPII-coated ER to Golgi transport vesicle; membrane.
AACGGGAGCCCGGGCGACCGGGCUUCUGUGAAACAUGGCGGUCGGCUGGGACCGUAGCACAAGCAUGACUAUAUGAAAGAAGAAGAAGGUUUUUCUGAAGAUGAGGCGACUGAAUCGGAAGAAAACCUUAAGUUUGGUGAAAGAGUUGGAUGCCUUUCCGAAAGUUCCUGACAGCUAUGUAGAGACUUCAGCCAGUGGGGGUACAGUUUCUCUAAUAGCAUUUACCACUAUGGCUUUAUUAACUAUAAUGGAAUUUUCAGUAUAUCAAGAUACAUGGAUGAAGUAUGAAUAUGAAGUAGACAAGGAUUUUUCUAGCAAAUUGAGAAUCAAUAUAGAUAUUACUGUUGCCAUGAAGUGUCAGUAUAUUGGAGCAGAUGUAUUGGAUUUAGCAGAAACAAUGGUUGCAUCUGCAGAUGGUCUAGUUUAUGAACCAGCAAUAUUUGAUCUUUCACCACAGCAAAAAGAGUGGCAGAGGAUGCUACAGCUGAUUCAGAGUAGACUGCAAGAAGAACAUUCACUUCAAGAUGUGAUCUUUAAAAGUGCUUUUAAAAGUGCAUCAACAGCACUUCCACCAAGGGAAGAUGAUUCAUCACAGCCUCCAGAUGCUUGCAGAAUUCGUGGUCAUCUAUAUGUCAAUAAAGUAGCAGGGAAUUUUCACAUAACUGUGGGCAAGGCAAUUCCACAUCCCCGAGGUCAUGCACACUUGGCAGCACUUGUCAACCACGACUCUUACAAUUUUUCUCAUAGAAUAGAUCAUUUGUCUUUUGGAGAGCUUGUUCCAGGAAUUAUUAAUCCUUUAGAUGGAACUGAAAAAAUUGCAUUCGAUCACAACCAGAUGUUCCAAUAUUUUAUUACAAUCGUGCCAACAAAACUACAUACAUACAAAAUUUCAGCAGACACCCAUCAGUUUUCUGUGACAGAAAGGGAACGUGUCAUUAACCAUGCUGCAGGCAGCCAUGGAGUCUCUGGGAUUUUUAUGAAAUAUGAUCUCAGCUCUCUUAUGGUGACAGUUACUGAGGAGCAUAUGCCAUUCUGGCAGUUUUUUGUAAGGCUUUGUGGUAUUGUUGGAGGAAUCUUUUCAACAACAGGCAUGUUACAUGGAAUUGGAAAAUUUAUAGUCGAAAUAAUUUACUGUCGUUUCAGACUUGGAGCCUACAAACCCGUCAGUUCUGUUCCCUUUGAAGAUGGCCACACAGACAACCACUUACCUCUUUUAGAAAAUAAUACACAUUAGCACCUCCCAAGUAAAGGAGAAAAACUUUUUGUCUGUAAAACGUUUUUAAUAAUAAAAUAUUGUGCAAUAUAUUCAAAGAAAAGAAAGUAUGAAUGAGAAGCAGGAAUCACCCUAGGGGAAAAAAAAAAAAAGAAAAAAACCCAAACUGAAAUCCUAUGUGUGUUGUGUCUGUUACAAAUGUCCUAGAAGAAAUUAUACAGCUAAUCUAAUCAGUGAAUAAGCCCAACUGGAAUAUUGCGUUGAAGAUGACCCCUUCUGAUAUUUUCAUAGCAACGGCAGUAUCGAAAUCAAACCUUGCUUCUUGAUGACAAAGAGCCUGAAGGAAGAAGUCAAACCACAUCUAAAGAAAAUGGCAUUGAUAAGUGCAAAUGUUUGCAUCUGUUUGUUUUUAAAAGAUAUGAUGUCAGAAUAAAAUAUGUAAAACAUGUGGAAAA